UGCGUGUGAAGUACUAGUACUAUUACUAUUAUUACCUCUCCUGUCCGAGUUCUCAAAAUCCUUUUUUUUUUUGAGAAAUCAGAAACUCACAAGGGAAUUAUGCUUUCAGCUUAGCUUGCUUCGCAAUUUCCUUCUUCCCUCUUUCUCUUUUUAAAUUAUAGUACAAGAUUUGGAUUUAGGUUUGUUUUUCUAGAUCUUCGUUGUUAAUUAUAUAGGGAGAGCGAGUUAGUGAAAGAGCGCAAGUGAGAAAAUGGAGGAAAGUAGGUUGUGUCAGUGGACUGUGAUUCGAUCCGUAUUAUCCAUUCUUCAAUGGUGGGGUUUUAAUGUCACUGUUAUUAUCAUGAAUAAAUGGAUCUUUCAGAAAAUGGAUUUUAAGUUUCCCUUGACAGUAUCUUGCAUACACUUUAUUUGCUCAGCCAUUGGUGCAUACAUGGUGAUUAAAGUGCUAAAGCUUAAACCUCUUAUUGUGGUUGACCCUGAGGAUCGCUGGAGAAGGAUUUUCCCCAUGUCAUUUGUGUUUUGUAUCAACAUAGUGCUGGGCAAUGUCAGCCUGCGCUACAUCCCUGUUUCAUUUAUGCAAACGAUAAAGUCAUUCACCCCUGCAACUACAGUUAUUUUACAGUGGCUAGUUUGGAGCAAGCACUUUGACAUGCGGAUUUGGGCUUCUUUGAUACCUAUUGUUGGAGGAAUUCUCCUCACCUCCAUCACAGAGCUAAGUUUUAACAUGUUUGGAUUUUGUGCUGCCUUAUUUGGUUGUCUGGCUACGUCCACAAAGACGAUUCUUGCAGAGUCUCUACUGCAUGGUUACAAAUUUGACAGCAUAAACACGGUAUAUUACAUGGCUCCUUUUGCCACAAUGAUCUUGGCGGUACCAGCUUUACUACUGGAAGGCCCUGGAGUAGUGGCAUGGUUGCAGACGGGCCCCCCACUUCUUUCAUCCUUCUGCAUUAUUUUUGGCUCUGGUGUGUUGGCUUUUUGCCUCAAUUUCUCUAUCUUCUAUGUCAUUCACUCAACCACAGCAGUCACCUUUAAUGUCGCUGGAAACCUUAAGGUUGCAGUUGCUGUAACUUGUUCAUGGCUUAUCUUCCGAAACCCAAUCUCAAUGAUGAAUGCCGUUGGAUGUGCUAUAACGCUUAUCGGAUGUACAUUCUAUGGGUACGUGAGGCACAUGCUCUCACAACAAACUCCAGGCACUCCUCGGACACCUCGGACCCCAAGAAAAAGUAUGGAGUUUGUCCCUCUAGUAAACGAGAAGUUAGAGGAUAAAGUUUAAUGCCAGGUGUGCUUGAAACAGGAACUAGGUAAAACUUUGAUAUAGAAGAGAAGUAUAAAGAAGAAACAAAUCGUUCAUUGUUGUCUAAUUUACCGUUUAGGUAUAUCGAAUUCUGGAUCUCUUAUUUAACUUAUUUAUUUACCUUCAUCCCCUGUCCGAAUUGGCUAGAUUUGGUUUUUGUUUUUGCGUAUAGAAGAGAAGCACAGAGAAAUGAUUCUUUCACUUUUGUCUAAUGUACCAUUUAGGUAAUUCCGGUACCAAAUCUUUUAUUACCUCAUUUAUUUGCCUUACCUUUUA
Nicotiana tabacum (common tobacco) is the source of this 1570-nucleotide messenger RNA. RefSeq names its product UDP-galactose transporter 1. Lineage: Eukaryota; Viridiplantae; Streptophyta; Magnoliopsida; Solanales; Solanaceae. The record is from RefSeq and is a predicted model, not a curated record.